Messenger RNA from Anas platyrhynchos (mallard), 2389 nucleotides. RefSeq names its product nucleoporin 88 (gene NUP88). Gene Ontology annotation, cellular component: nuclear pore. Lineage: Eukaryota; Metazoa; Chordata; Aves; Anseriformes; Anatidae. The record is from RefSeq and is a predicted model, not a curated record. Gene Ontology annotation, biological process: ribosomal small subunit export from nucleus; protein import into nucleus; mRNA export from nucleus. Gene Ontology annotation, molecular function: structural constituent of nuclear pore.
GCGAGGCGGCGGAGGGGAGGGAGGCGGCUGCGUGCGCGGGGCGAUGGCGGCCGAGUGGGGCCCGGCGGAGCAGUGGCGCGCGGCCCUGCCGCAGCACGCAGUGCUCGGACGCCUCCGCGAGCGCGCGGCCGCCGCCGGCCCCUCACGGCCCGGGGCCGGUCCCAGGGCGGCGCUGAGCCGCAACCUGCUGCUGGGGCUGGACGGGGACCUGCUGCUGUGGGACGGGGACUGCAGCGCCCUGCACGCCGUCAGCCUCCGCCGCCUCGGUGGCCCCGAGCCGGGGCUGAGCGAUUAUCAGACGCUGCUGUGCAUAAACCCACCACUGUUCGAGGUGUACCAGACCCUGCUGAGCCCCACGCAGCACCAUGUGGCGCUCGUUGGCACCAGGGGGCUCACGGUCCUGGAGCUGCCCAAACGCUGGGGCAAGAGCUCCGAGUUCGAGGGUGGGAAGGAGACGGUGAACUGCAGCACCAUUCCCAUCGCUGAAAGGUUCUUCACAAGCUCGCCGUCUCUGACUCUGAAGCACGCCGCGUGGUAUCCCUGCGAGACGCUGGAGCCCCACAUCGUGCUCUUGACUUCAGAUAACACGAUAAGGAUUUACAGCCUGAAGAUACCUCAGACGCCCAUCAAAGUGAUUACUCUUUCAGAUUCAGAGGAGGAGACUCUUACAAUCAACAAAGGGAGAGCCUACACAGCGUCACUGGGAGAGACUGCGGUGGCGUUUGACUUUGGCCCACUGGUGCCAGUCCCAAAGAAUGUACUUGGACAGCGAGGGAGCGACGAGGUGCUGGCUUACCCGCUGUACAUCUUAUAUGAAAAUGGGGAGACAUUCCUCACGUACAUCAGCCUGAUACAGAGCACUGGGAAUCUUGGCAAGUUGCUCGGCCCUUUGCCCAUGCACCCUGCUGCAGAAGAUAAUUACGGCUACGAUGCCUGUGCUGUCCUUUGCCUGCCUUGUGUUCCAAACAUCCUGGUGAUUGCCACUGAAUCGGGAAUGCUUUAUCACUGUGUGGUACUGGAUGCAGAAGAGGAUGACGAGCAGUCGGAAAAGUCAUGGGACCCAAGAUCUGAUCUUAUUCCUUCCCUGUACGUGUUUGAAUGUGUUGAGCUGGAACUUGCACUGAAACUGGCAUCAGGAGAUGAGGAAGAGCCUUUGGAGUCUGAUUUCUCUUGCCCAAUCAAACUGCAUCAAGAUCCAAAAUGUCCCUCUAGAUACCACUGCACACAUGAAGCUGGUGUCCACAGCGUGGGGUUGACGUGGAUCAACAAACUGCACAAAUUCCUUGGUUCAGAUGAAGAAGAUAAAGACAGUUUACAGGAGCUGGGUGCAGAACAGAAGUGCUUUGUUGAACAUAUUCUUUGUACGAAACCAUUGCCAUGCAGGCAACCUGCUCCAAUCAGAGGAUUUUGGAUUGUCUCUGACAUCCUGGGGCCUACGAUGAUCUGCAUCACAAAUACCUACGAGUGUAUUACAAGGCCGCUCUUAAGUACAGUCCAUCCUGCAUCCCCUCCUCUACUAUGUACCAGGGAAGACAAAGAUGUUGCCGUUUCCCCUCUCCGGAUCCUGGCUGACUCACAGCAUUCGUUUGAGAAGCACAUCCGAAGCAUCCUGCAGCGGAGUACUGCCAAUCCCUUGCUCCUGAAAUCUGGUGAUAAAGAUGCUGCUCCUCCCCCUGAAGAAUGCCUUCAGCUUCUUAGCAGAGCCACACAAGUGUUCAGAGAAGAAUAUAUACUGAAACAAGAUUUGGCAAAAGAGGAAAUUCAGCAAAGAGUGAAGCUGCUGUUGGGACAGAAAAAGAAGCAACUAGAAGAUCUUAAUUACUGUCGAGAAGAAAAGAAAAGUUUGCGGGAAAUGGCUGAACGGUUGGCUGACAAGUAUGAGGAAGCCAAAGAGAAACAAGAAGAUAUUAUGAAUAGGAUGAAGAAAGUACUUCGUAGCUUCCACUCUCAGCUUCCUGUUCUAUCAGACAGCGAAAAAGAUAUGAAGAAGGAACUGCAGACAAUACAUGACCAGCUGCAGCACUUGAGCAAUGCAAUCAGACAGGUUAAAAUGAAGAAGGAAUACCAGCAGAAAAAGAUGGAAAAAGGUACUAGCCCACGAAAACCCAGCAUCACCCUCAGUGCCUACCAGAGCAAGUGCAUCCAAACCGUUCUUAAAGAAGAGGGAGAACACAUAAGGGAAAUGGUAAAACAGAUUAAUGACAUCAGAAGCCACGUGAACUUCUAACAUGUCCAGGAAGAUGAACCUACAAUGAAAAGCUGGAUGAGCUUUAAUUUUCUCUGGUAAUUCCCCUUGUAUAUUUAACAUUUGUAAGAUGGACAAUAUGCCUUUUCUUUAUUAUUUUGUAAAGAUAACUAAGAAUUAAAGUACUUUUGAUAAGAUACCCUA